AUGUUUAUCGAGCUUUCCGAACUGAGAGGUGGGGUGCCCCGGAAUUGGCGAUCGAGGCGAGACUCCGUAAUUGGGCCCUGCCGCUACUGGCACGAACGCUACCGUUGGGUGGAGAUGGAGGAGGCCUUCGACGACGCUGUUGGCGAAUUCACGCCACCAGCAGUGCCCGAUUUUACCUUUGAGGAUCUCAGCAUCUUCAAAAACCAAGUUAAGAAAGGUGAGAAUGACAGUGUUUCUCUUACCAACUACUAA
Dibothriocephalus latus is the source of this 252-nucleotide messenger RNA. The record is from the annotation of a GenBank genome assembly. NCBI's taxonomy places the organism in Eukaryota, Metazoa, Platyhelminthes, Cestoda, Diphyllobothriidea, Diphyllobothriidae.